Messenger RNA from Petromyzon marinus (sea lamprey), 2359 nucleotides. RefSeq lists its product as uncharacterized. Gene Ontology annotation, molecular function: cyclin-dependent protein serine/threonine kinase inhibitor activity; 7SK snRNA binding. Gene Ontology annotation, cellular component: nucleoplasm; nucleus; cytoplasm. Lineage: Eukaryota; Metazoa; Chordata; Hyperoartia; Petromyzontiformes; Petromyzontidae. The record is from RefSeq and is a predicted model, not a curated record. Gene Ontology annotation, biological process: negative regulation of transcription by RNA polymerase II; negative regulation of cyclin-dependent protein serine/threonine kinase activity.
CGGAGGGAUCCCGAGGCGCUACUUUCUCUCUAUAUAAAGCGCGACGCAACUUCGCGACACAUCGGCGAGAGGGCGCGUGGUGCUCUGCUAGUUUUUUGUUGUUGCUUAGUUUGGCACGCAAACUUUAGCCCCCGCCGCUCUAACAAAAGCUUUCCAGCCCGAGGGCUAUUGUUUUUAUUUACUCGAAAGUUGCCGCCCAUCAACACGAGUUUUACACGGCACACGACGAGCAAAUGGCGGCUGUGGUCUCCGGAGCGGUCCCGGGCACCACCGACGGCCCCGAGGAAGGGAGCGCGCGACGCUGCGGAUCUGGCCGAGCGGGAGCGGCCUCUCCCGUGGGGGCAGCGGCGAGGGACGAGCGAGGCGUAGGAGAUGUCGCUGCACCAACCCCCCGCUCCCAUGUUCAAACUCAACAGCAGCAGCCGCAGCAGCAGCCGCCGACGGCCAGCAGGAGGCGCCACCGCCGGCGUCCCUCGAAGAAGAAGCAGCGGCGCUGGCGUCCCUACCUGACGCUCUCGUGGGAGGAGAAGAAGGCGAUGGAGGAGCGUGAGAGCGAGCGCGCAGCCCGAAUGCGCGCCGAGAUGGCGGCCAAGGGGCUUGCAGUGGCCCCGUACAACACCACGCAGUUCCUCAUGGACGAGCACGACCGCGAGGAGCCCGACCUGGAGCCCGCCGGCAGCGACGGCGGCGGCGGCGACAACGACGGCGACGAAGACUCCGAUGAGGGCGACGACGGCGGUGAAGGUGACGACGAGCUGCCGUCUCGGCUGCAGGGCGGCCGAGACGGCUUCCUGCAGCGCGACUUCUCCGAGACGUACGAGCGCUACCACGUGGAGAGCCUGAGCGCCAUGAGCAAGGGCGAGCUGGUGCGCGAGUACCUGGAGCUGGAGAAGUGUCUCUCUCGUCUGGAGGAGGAGAACCUGCGCCUGCGAGAGUGCCUGGGCGAGCGCGGCUGCUGGAGGGGACCUGCCGUGGCGUUGGAGGCGAAGCCCGCGAGCCGACAUCAAGCGCCACUUGCUGCUGCUGCUGCACCAUCAUCGUUGCGUUCCCCUCCAGCUGCGGAAAUUGCUCCCGUUGCAGUCACGCAGCAGCAGCAGCAGCGGGAUGAGCAGAGCACAGAGGGCCCUCCUUGCGCUGCGAGUAGCGGCGGUGGUGUCGAGGACCCUAGCCGUGGCGAAGGCGGCUCACUGGCGAAGUCCCACCACACGCACGCCGGUGGAGCAGGAGAUGCGUUGGGAAAGCAGUUGGUGGUGGACCUGCAGGCCGAGGUGGAGCGGCUGCAGAGGGAGAACGGCCGUCUGGCUCACCAGAACGAACUCUUGCAGCAGCAGCAGCCGCCGCCAGAGGCGAACGUGAUGGAGUGAGACUACUUCCCGUGUUCAGAGAGAGAGUUGGGGCCGGUGGGAGACUGCCGUUGUUGUCCACCUUCGUUGGAGUUUCAUUUGUCCGUUUCGCCACCACCACCACCCCCCCCAGCCUACACUACUACUGCCGGCAUUCUGAUGCCGGUGACAGCGCGCCGAGCCGCUAUAAUCCUUGGCUCGGCCUCUUAUUGGAUUGUAAAGAAGCCCGGUUUGGCCAGAGGCUGGCUCUAAAAUAAACGCGGCCCCCUGGACUCGGCCAAGUUUAAUAGUCGUCUUUUAUUCGAGUAAAAAAACACACGCAUUUUUAGUUUCUGACCGGGUUUAUCAAUUGGAAAUUUGUGGGCGUUUACAAGCCAACUCGAUAACGUCUCGCGUGCGGAAUUGGCCUCUAAAGUCGUUUUGUAUUCGAGUAUAAAUAUGGUUUGUCCUUGUUCUGCGGCGGUUUUAGAAUUAAUUGUUAAUUGUGUUGUAGUUUAUGGUGUCGUUUUUUCUGAAAGUGUACCCUUUUUUUACGUGACGAUAUAAUUGGGCCAAUUUUGAAUGCCACCAACCGAGCUUAAACUGUUCAGGACCUGAAAUAGUUUUGUUUUUUAAAUGACAUUAAAGUUGGUCUCGAUUCGAAAUUGUUGUAAAUAGUACAAUUGCUGGGCGUUUGUGACUCUUAAUUCUGGCUGUGUACUCUGUACAGUAAAUGAAUUUACAGAUAUUUCAUAUUUUGCUUUAAACAAAUAUUUUUGUAAUAUAUAAGCGACCGAGUCUUGCUCACAUCGUGUUUUAGAAUGUGAAUGAAACUUUUAAAUCUUGUGCGAUUUCUGCAUUUAAUGCCGCUAAAUUAGAUUUUAAUGCGAUGGGUAAUUUCGUUGCCAAUUUGUCCAAUGUAACAUUUUAUCUGUACACGUAUGCAGGACGAUGUUUACUCAACUGUUCUCAAGAUACAACAAAACCAGCAAACUUGCAAUUGGCUUUUUAACUUAAUAAAAGUGGGUGCAUUUUGA